Messenger RNA from Heteronotia binoei (common prickly gecko), 1814 nucleotides. It is a transcript of the gene SCRN2, whose product is annotated as secernin 2. Bases 132 to 1409 code for a protein of 425 amino acids. The record is from RefSeq and is a predicted model, not a curated record. Lineage: Eukaryota; Metazoa; Chordata; Lepidosauria; Squamata; Gekkonidae. Gene Ontology annotation, molecular function: cysteine-type exopeptidase activity; dipeptidase activity. Gene Ontology annotation, biological process: proteolysis. The transcript has 8 exons.
UCACGGGUCGCCGCAGCACCAAUCCAGGUUUUUCGCUGUGCAAAAUCAGCUCAGUCGCUCAGGCUCUGAGACCCGGAAAAGUGCGGGGAGGGGAUCGCGGAAGCCUGUCUCUCUCCAGCACUGGAGGUGGCAUGGCUGACCCUCGCCCCUCGGCCCCUUCCUCCUGCGACUGCUUCGUUUCGCUGCCCCCGGCCUCCGCCACCAGAGAGGUCAUCUUUGGCAAGAAUUCCGACCGGCCAAAGGACGAAGUCCAGGAAGUGGUCUAUUUCCCGGCUGCUACUCAUGCCAAGGGGGCCAAGGUCCAGUGCACGUACAUUGAAGUGGACCAGGCGGAGAGGACUCACGCAGUCAUCCUGAGUCGACCGGCCUGGCUAUGGGGAGCAGAGAUGGGAGCCAACGAACACGGCGUCUGCAUCGGCAACGAAGGGGUGUGGACUAAGGAGCCGGUGGGGGAGGAGGAGGCUUUACUGGGCAUGGAUCUGGUCCGGCUGGGUUUGGAGAGGGGCAGCAGUGCACAUGAAGCUCUGCAGGUCAUAGCGGACCUUCUGGAACGUUACGGCCAAGGAGGCCCCUGCAAGGAGGAGCCAACCCCUUUUGUGUACCAUAACACCUUCCUCCUGGCAGACCGCACGGAAGCCUGGGUGUUGGAGACAGCUGGAAGGUUUUGGGCCACUCAGAGGAUUCGAGAAGGUGCCCGUAACAUCUCCAACCAGCUGAGCAUCGAUACGGACAUUACAGCCGAACACCCGGAUUUAAGGGCACACGCCCGAAGACAGGGAUGGUGGGAUGGCAAAGGGGAGUUCAGCUUCACUCGAGUGCUCUCCCUUGUUCAUCAGCCGGUCCGCAUGGAAGCGGCCAAAGCACGGUACUGCAGCGGCCAGCAGCUGCUACGCCAGCAUUCAGGGCAGAUCACCGCCAGCACCAUCAUGGACAUCCUGAGAGAUAAAGCCAGCGGGAUCUGUGUGGAUUCCGAAGGGUUUGCAACCACCGGAAGCAUGGUGUCUGUCCUCCCCCAGGACGCCCACCUGCCGUGCAUUCAUUUCCUCACGGCCACCCCGGACCCUUCCAGGUCUGUCUUCAAACCCUUCAUCUUCGCUCCCAACAUCACUUCCUUCCACCAAGUGCAGACGCCAAGGUUUGGUGACAGAGACCCCAUCCGGGAGAGGCCUCGGUUUCAGAGCCGGGUUGACCGGCGACACGAACUCUACAGGAGGCACCAGCUAGCCCUGGAAGCCGCGGAUUCCCAUCAGGCUGAACGUCAGAAGCUCGAGGAAUGUUUGCAAGGACUUGAGCAGCAGGCCCUGGAGGCGAUGAAGAACUUGCUGGCUGGCUCCUUCACGCUGAAAACCGAGGAGCUGGCUGACCUGUUCUUUGACUGUGUGAAUGCAGAACUCCAGUUCUAUAAAUGAAGGAUCCUCUCUGUUGCUUUUGCCUGCUGAGGGCAGGUGGGUUGAAGUUCCAUCUCCGUAGGACUGAGAGUUCCAGGUGUGAAUCCUGUCGGCCGUUAUGUGAUUAUGAUACUAUCGUAGUUUGAGAGGGGAAAAUUCAUAGCAUCUUAGAGUCAUUGUACGUAGCCUCUGGAACUCGCUGGAUGUCUUUUUUUUGUUUGUUUUUGAAUAACAUUUUAUUAAGUAUUUUAAAAAGGCAUUUGGAGUCAAGGGAGUGCAAUUAUGCCAGAAAUCACAGUAGAUUUGGAACUUACAAGACUGAAUAAUUAGCCAAAGAAAUAUUUGAUACAAUUAAUAUAGAGAAGUAAGAACUUGUCACUAAAUUUGUACAAAUUACCGGUAAUUUUUACCAUAAAUACCUCACUU